CUAGUAGCGCUCGUUGUCGCAGUGUCAUUUCUCUGUCUGCUUGAGUGUGGUUCCGCGGGCAUUUUCUUAAAAGGCUUCAAAUGACAGUCUCGACUAUCAAUGAGUCAGGCAAAUCAGGUCAACGACACCGUGAAGUCAAGCACAGCGCAAGCACUACGAUGACAACCUGCUGAAUGGCGGUACCAGUACAGGCGCAGGUCCUCCCGCUGAGAGAGUGCCUGAUUUACCACCAAUGGUCACGCACCUGCGGGUCCCGGUCGAUACUGGAUUCGCGGAUGGGCGGCGGUUCAACAGCAGGACGUCCCCAGAGGCGACAGCCUAAAGCCGUCUCAUUCGACAAGGUUACCGUCUACAUGUUUCCACGGGUGCAGGGCUUUGCCUCCGUUCCAACCAGAGGUGGCGAUACCCUUGGAAUCGACUUCAAACACACCGAGGAGUACACUCGCAUUCUUCGAGGAUAUGAAGGCCAGUCGUGUGGACCACCCGGUGAUGACCUACCCAGUGAAGCGUCACUCUUCUAUGACGCGACCUCACCGCUUUCUGCUGCUGUGAGACGGGAUGGUGCUAUGCCGCAGGAGGCCGGCGAUGGGGACGAAGAAAGGAGUGGACGGCAGCAGUUGAAGCCCCUGCAAUGGCGUCAUCGCCGUCAGCUGCUUCGCGACAGUGGUGUGCGGAGCUUAGAUUUUUCCGAGACGGAAGCUUGCCGAGCCAUUAGGACGUCGCGGGAGCGUUGCGGCUGCUCCUGCAUUGACCAGUGCCUCCCAGAAACUUGUUCCUGCUCCCUGAAUGGCAUAGCGUGCCAGAUGGGAACCGCCACGCAUGGACGGCGGUGCCGUGCGGACUUGGAUGCGUGCUGGGCUGUACCCGUAGCCGCUGCCUGCAUUGCCUUCCUCUCGUGUGUAGCCACGUCCGGCUAUGGAUACCUAUACGUGCUCUUCAUGCAAAAGCAUCAACUUAGGCGUGAAGAAGCCGCCUGGCCCCACAGCGCACUCGUCAUCUCUGGUGGAUGCGUGGGUCUCUUAGUCAGCGUCCUGCAAAAGAAGUUCUCGCUCUACCACAUAACCCUCGUCGGCGGGCUCGUCGCUUCUGCAGGCGUCCUGGCAUCCAGCUUUGCGCCAAAUAUCACGUGGCUUUCUGUGACUUUUGGAGUGAUACAAGGAGCCGGCAUGGGCACUACACUGCUAGGCGUCGCUAUGUAUUUACUUCUCUAUUUUCACAAAUACAAGGCCACUGCUACUGCUAUCAAGGAUGUGGGCACGGUCGCAGCCGGUGUAGCAGGCGUGCCCUGGACAUCGCUACUCGUGAGAGAAUAUGGUCUGCAAGGCAGCCUUCUUCUCACGGGUGCUUUAAUGAUGCAUAUCCUGCCAAUAGUCAUGCUAAUCAAGACACCUCGCCCUUUCCAAAUUUGUCGAAAGAACGAGAAAGAUGACAUAACUGGCAGCUCACAUCAUGCUGAUACAGACUCCGUCCCUACCGUAACGAGAGCGACGCCGCUACUGAAGGACGAGGAACCGUUUGAGCCGACUCCAAGUACAGAACGGCAGGUGUCCUCACGCUGCUGUCCUAUUGUGCGGUUUGUGUUUAAGUUGUUCCCUUUCUUUGUUUUGGUGGGGAUGCAAGUCGUCUCAAACUACAGCUUUGGAACAUUCAUGACCACCAUCGUAGAUUACGCUGCAGACAAGGGAACAGAGCUGGAACGCGCCAAGACAGUUAUUAUGUUCACGGCCCUGGGGCAGGCUCUGGGCCGGGUGGUUGUGCCCUUGGCAUCGGAUAAACUUUCCUUCAGCCGCUCCCCCAUCGCCAUCACGUGCCUUCUGGCGACGGCACUGUGUUUUCUCGCCAUUACGCGCGUCACCGCUUUCGAAGAAGUUGCUGCCCUCGCUGGUGUGGCAGGCCUAGGCCUGGGCUACAUCAUUUGUAUGCAGCCAUUGCUCGUCACCGAUCAUGUCGGAUUGGAGUGGUUCAGCCUAUGUUGCGGAAUGGGAGGACUCGUCAGCGUGCCCGUUGUACUGUCGGGCCCAGCGAUUCUAGGGUUUUUCAGGGAUAAGCGUGGCUCCUACGACAGGCUCUAUUUCGUGCUUGCAGGACUCAAUCUGACUGUGGCAAUACUGCUUACAGCGUUGGCGCUCCAAGUCAUAAUACAACGGCGACGUAGUCAUUCUAAGCAUGUUUCUUCUGCGAUCAAACUGGAGACAAAAGAAAUGAAGGAGACAACUUUAUUUUGAUAACAUUGCCAAUUUCUGUCUGUGUAAUCACAGGCAA
Molecule: messenger RNA, 2262 nt
Organism: Dermacentor albipictus
Lineage: Eukaryota; Metazoa; Arthropoda; Arachnida; Ixodida; Ixodidae
Source: RefSeq, a predicted model, not a curated record